This is a messenger RNA of Monascus purpureus, 970 nucleotides long. The record is from the annotation of a GenBank genome assembly. Lineage: Eukaryota; Fungi; Ascomycota; Eurotiomycetes; Eurotiales; Aspergillaceae.
CGGCGCGUCUCUCACGCGUUUCAAUUCCAAAAUCCAAACGAAGAAAUCCCCAGCCAAAAGUCGCAGCAAUUAAUUUUUCUCCCUCCUUUCUCAUCCGUCAGAGAAAAAUAUCCCAUUAAAUAUCAUGACCAAAGAGACAACACCUCCCCUAAACACAGACUCAGAAGCCCUCACAGCGACACGCGAACCUCCCUCUCUCCCAGCCUCUCCGCUCCCUAAACGGACCAAGACAUCUCAGAAGGACAGCGAGGAGAACGCCUCUACGUCGAUUGAUUCCACCAUGACCUCGAAAACAUCCAAUGGAACAUCCGUCACGUCUCUAUCUCAACCAUUGCCGCCGCUUUACGUCAAGAAACUCACAGAGUCUGCCCAAGCACCAACCCGCGGUUCUGCCUUUGCUGCAGGCUAUGAUCUGUACAGCGCAAAGGAAACCGUGAUCCCGGCUAAGGGGAAGGCAUUGGUAGAUACGGGGCUUUCGAUCGCUGUGCCUGAGGGAACCUAUGGCCGUAUCGCCCCCCGGAGCGGUCUCGCUGCGAAGCAUUUCAUCGACACCGGAGCUGGUGUUAUUGAUGCGGAUUACAGAGGCGAGGUCAAGGUUCUUCUGUUUAACUUUUCUGACGUUGAUUUUUCAAUCAAGCAAGGAGAUCGUAUUGCUCAGCUCGUUCUGGAAAGGAUCUAUACACCUGAGGUACUGGUUGUUGACCAGCUUGAAGAGACAAUCCGCGGUGCUGGCGGAUUCGGAAGCACUGGAGCCUAAGAGAAGGCAGGAUACUGCUCUUUUUACUGAACUUCUUUCGCUUCUGAUUGAAUUGCAAUGUUAGGAAUUGUCAACUUGGCGCAUGGAGGUAUUUAACAGGUGGGUCGACUUUUAUCCCGAGAUUGGGAAUUAGGGGUUUGUUUCUAAAUGGGUAUGGAAUGGUAUUUGAAUGUCUACAUAGAUAAAAAAAUCUGAUUAGAUUUCGUUGUCCCU